Molecule: messenger RNA, 2072 nt
Organism: Coffea eugenioides
Lineage: Eukaryota; Viridiplantae; Streptophyta; Magnoliopsida; Gentianales; Rubiaceae
Product: serine/threonine-protein kinase AFC3
Exons: 12
Coding region: 194-1405 (403 amino acids)
Biological process (GO): protein phosphorylation
Cellular component (GO): nucleus
Molecular function (GO): protein kinase activity; ATP binding
Source: RefSeq, a predicted model, not a curated record
UUUCUUUUUCUGUUUCUUUUCUUUCUUCACUAAAUUCUAGAUUACUUUCCCCAAAUUUUCCACCUGAUGAUAGCAUCCUCCGAAAUUCAUGAAGUUUUUGGCUUAAAUUUUCCAUCUUGUCUGCAGAAUUGGGUCUGAUUGGUUGCAGAGAAGAUCAAAAUUUGCGCUCUUGAAGCCCCAACAAAUUGCAGAAAUGGUAGGUAUUGAAGCCGAAGAAAAAGUGGAGCAGAGCCAACAAACGAGAAAACGACGCCGUCUCACCUGGGACGUAGCUCCUUCGGCAGAACAACCUGAGGCUGAAGAGGGAGAAAAUGGGCGGAAGCGUUGGGCGUUGGUUCGCCACGUGUCUCCACCGAGGAGAGAUGAUGAUCCAGAGGGGCAUUAUGUGUUUAGUAUUGGGGAGAAUUUGACUCCAAGAUAUAAAAUACUCAGCAGGAUGGGUGAAGGCACAUUUGGCCGGGUUUUGGAAUGUUGGGAUCGUGAAGCACGAAAUUAUGUGGCUAUAAAAGUAGUUCGCAGCAUACACAAAUACCGUGAAGCAGCAAAGAUUGAAGUUAAUGUACUUCAGUGUCUUGCUAAGAAUGAUAGAGGCAACUCACAUUGCGUGCAGAUUCGAAAUUGGUUUGAUUAUCGGAAUCAUAUAUGUAUUGUGUUUGAGAAGCUUGGACCAAGUUUAUAUGAUUUUCUAAAGAGAACUAAAUACUGCGCACUUCCUGUGGAUCUGGUUCGGGAAUUUGCACGCCAGCUUUUGGAAUCUGUAGCAUAUAUGCAUGAUUUACGGCUAAUUCACACUGACCUGAAGCCAGAAAAUAUACUUCUUGUGUCUUCUGAUUUUAUAAAGAUCCCUGGCUGCAAGACAAUUUCAGAUGAAACUAAUGUCAGGUUCUUGCCAAAGUCAAGUGCUAUUAAGCUGAUUGAUUUUGGUAGCACAGCAUCUGAUAAUCAGAACCAUAGCUACAUUGUCUCCACGAGGCACUAUAGAGCACCUGAGGUUAUUUUAGGUCUUGGAUGGAGUUUCCCUUGCGAUAUGUGGAGCAUUGGCUGCAUACUUGUUGAACUUUGUUUGGGUGAAGCAUUGUUCCAGACACAUGAGAACUUGGAGCACUUGGCAAUGAUGGAGAGGGUAUUAGGCCCUCUUCCAGAGCAUAUGACUAGAAGAGCAAACCGAGGUGCAGAGAAAUAUUUCAAGCGAUCACGGCUAAACUGGCCAGAAGGAGCAGUUUCAAGGGAAAGUAUCCGAGCUGUUAAAAAACUGGAUCGCCUAAAGAAUCUCAUAUCACGGCAUGUCGAAUUCUCCAAAUCCUCGUUUGUUGAUUUGUUGCAUGCAUUGUUGAAGUUUGAUCCAUCUGAGCGUCUCAGUGCUCGACAAGCUCUUGAUCAUCCAUUCUUUAAGGACCCAACUUAAACGGCAGGGAACUGGGUAAAGAACAAAACUUCACCAUGUUAAUGUUUGUGGGCAAUUUUGGAAGGUUAAAGGCGUGGGCUUGCCAAUUGCCUGCAUUGCUGUUCUGUUGUAUAUCUUGAGCUUAAUCGACUGCUCAGUGCUCAUUGGCAUUGCUAUUUCUUGGGCUAAUCUAUCGAGGGCCCAAUUUCCCACUUUCGCCGAAAAAAAGCGUGAGAAGAGUGUAGAAACCUGCCUGCUGGGUUUAGUUUUAGAGUUGCCUAGUUCAGUCAUCUUCUUGUGAAGAUUUUCACGUAAAUGCUAGUAUAUAGGUAGUUGGAAUCUGCAGUAAUAAUCAUCAAAGAUCUUGUGCUUCUCAUGAUGGGAAGGCUUGACAACCAGAACAUCUGCAACCUUGGGAUCACGAUGCUUCUCUUUCGAGCUUGUUAAAUUCCUUAAAUGUGGAGGAUCAAACUGUACAUUUACAUCCUAUGUGUGGUGUUUGUGAUACACAAGUUUGUACAUGUGGUGGAGCCUGGGUACCAUAUGGGGUUUCUGUUCUUUUCGUGGAAAUUUGGUUCGAACGAAGAUGGAAAGGAAGCAAAUAAAGAAGAUCCAGUUGGUGAAAUAGUCAAUUUAAUGGUUACUAUAUGUCAAAACUAGUAAAAUUAUUCUCUUCCAACAUCUUAUA